Molecule: messenger RNA, 1455 nt
Organism: Chrysochloris asiatica (Cape golden mole)
Lineage: Eukaryota; Metazoa; Chordata; Mammalia; Afrosoricida; Chrysochloridae
Gene: OSCP1
Product: organic solute carrier partner 1
Exons: 10
Coding region: 97-1236 (379 amino acids)
Biological process (GO): transport
Cellular component (GO): plasma membrane; cytoplasm
Source: RefSeq, a predicted model, not a curated record
UGCCCUAGCAACCAAGCUACCGAGACGCGUGACGGCAGGGUCUCCAGGCCACUGGCUCACGCUCUGGGCUCCCUGUCCCUGCUCGCUUCCGGCACCAUGUCCGUGAGAACGCUACCGCUGCUCUUCUUGAACUUGGGCGGGGAGAUGCUUUACAUCCUAGACCAGCGGCUGCGAGCCCAGAACAUCCCGGGAGACAAGGCCCGCAAAGUUCUGAACGACAUCAUCUCCACCAUGUUCAAUAGAAAGUUCAUGGAGGAAUUGUUCAAACCCCAAGAGCUCUACUCUAAGAAGGCCCUGAGGACAGUCUAUGACCGCCUGGCUCACGCCUCCAUCAUGAGACUGAACCAGGCCAGCAUGGAUAAGCUCUAUGACCUGAUGACUAUGGCUUUCAAAUACCAAGUAUUGCUGUGUCCCCGUCCCAAAGAUGUGCUGCUGGUCACUUUCAAUCAUUUAGAUGCCAUCAAGGGAUUCAUCCAAGAUUCUCCAAGCAUCCUGAAUCAAGUGGAGGAGACUUCCCGGCUGCUGACUGAAGUGUAUGGGAGUCUCCCUGCUGGAGAAUUCCAGCUGAUCCGGCAGACGCUCCUCAUCUUCUUCCAGGACCUACACAUUCGAGUGUCCAUAUUUCUAAAGGACAAAGUGCAAAACUCGAAUGGUCGCUUUGUGUUGCCAGUGUCUGGGCCUGUUCCCUGGGGAACUGAAGUUCCCGGACUCAUCAGAAUGUUCAACCGCAAAGGCCAAGAAGUGAAGACGGUUGAAUUUAGUCACGGUGGCAACUAUGUCACUGCACCCAAAGAAGGUUCUUUUGAACUUUAUGGAGACCGAGUCCUGAAGCUGGGAACUAAUAUGUACAGCGUGAAUCGGCCUGUGGAAACACACACGUCUGGAGCAUCAAAGAAUUUAGCUUCACGGACAGAGGAAAACAUUGCUCCAAACCCUCUUGCUAAAGAAGAGCUGAAUUUCUUGGCCAGGCUGAUGGGAGGAAUGGAGAUUAAGAAACCCAGCGGCCCUGAGCCAGGAUUCCGGUUGAAUCUUUUUACCACCGAUGAAGAAGAGGAACAAGCAGCUUUAACCAGGCCAGAAGAGUUAUCCUAUGAAGUCAUCAACAUACAAGCUACCCAGGACCAGCAAAGGAACCAAGAGCUGACUCGGAUCAUGGGGGAGUUUGAGAUCACGGACCAACCACGAUGGAGUGCCAACAAAGGAGAUGACCUGCUCGCCAUGAUGGAUGAGUUAUAGUGGUGCUGAUCGGGCACACCCUCUACCAUCCUGGGACAGGCUGCCUGGGGAAGGUCUCAAAAUCCAAAACAAUGCUGCUAGUUUUCUAUUGAGUGAAACCCUUGCUGUCUGUUCCUGUUUAUGUUGUAAUGAACUGUGAGCCUCCCAGAGGAAGCACAUUGUCUUGAAGGCACACACUUUACGUAUAUUUUCAGCAAAAUAUAUUACGGCUUUUAAACU